Notothenia coriiceps (black rockcod) is the source of this 3357-nucleotide messenger RNA. It is a transcript of the gene ccnyl1, whose product is annotated as cyclin Y-like 1. Gene Ontology annotation, biological process: regulation of cyclin-dependent protein serine/threonine kinase activity. Gene Ontology annotation, molecular function: protein kinase binding. Lineage: Eukaryota; Metazoa; Chordata; Actinopteri; Perciformes; Nototheniidae. The record is from RefSeq and is a predicted model, not a curated record. Bases 795 to 1832 code for a protein of 345 amino acids. The transcript has 10 exons.
GUAUGUGAGCUCCGGCAACAGAUGGAGGACACCCAGCACAAAUCUGAAGGGGUGUAGGCUCUGAUGGUGGAGUACGGUCCAGCUACCAAACUUGGCUCUCCAAUGAGGAACUGAAACAAAGCUUAGUCGGUCAGACCUCAUUGAGAAUUUCUUGCACUUUUACAUUCUUGGUUGGAUUUUUCUCUUUUUACCUUCAUUUUCCACUGGAGGCCUCAAAAGCCUCGGCCUAGAUUUGGCUUCAGACAGACCCGAGAGCAAGAAGACAUCUGCGGGAUUGUUUGAAAAGUGUCGAAAAAGUAUUUGCCAGAAACUUACGUUUUGAAUUCGUCUCAUGUAUAUUUUCUUAAGUCGAUAGUGUUCACACGAUAGAAAAACGUGUAAUAAAAAAAAGUUAAGGAGACAGUUAGCUAGCUUGCUAUGAUGCUAUUUAGCUAGCUAACGUUACCGAGCAGCUACACUCAUCUUGAAUGAAUGAAUUGAACCCUGCAUUUAACUAACAACUGCUAGUUUUUAUUGCUAGAACACGUCGAAUAUUACAUGAGACGACUCCGAUUCUCUACUACAGGGUGAGCCUGAGUGGCUAAUUCUUCUUUGACUCUUCUACCCUCAACUGGACAGGAAUGCGAUCCCAGGGAGUUGGCGGACAGCGGCGAUUUAGCACGCAAAGAUAGUCCCAAUACUGAGAAAAGCCUGGUAAUGUGUAUGAAGCAGAAGGAGGCUAAUUUGAGCUAGCUACACAUAUUUGCACUACUUGGACUUGGCUGGAAUAGUGUGGAGCUUUAUCCCGAUUCAGAAUGGGAAACACGGUGACAUGCUGCGUCUCUCCCGAGUCAAGCCCCAAACUACCGUCGAGACAACCAGCGGAGCGGCUGGAGGAGCUGGAGACCAGCACGGAAGUGAGCGAUGAUAACACCUUGCCCUACCUGCAGCAUAUCAGCGACAGAGAGGUCCCUGACGAGCUGGCCUUUGAGUCUAACCCGUCUGACCAUGCCCGAGCGAGCACUAUCUUCCUGUACAAGUCCCAGACAGACGUACGAGACAAGAGGAAAAGCAACCACAUAAACCAUAUCAGUCAUGUAUCUCCUGGUCAGCUGUCAAAGAAAUACAGCUCCUGUUCAACUAUCUUCAUAGAUGACAACACCGUCAGCCAGCCAAACCUCAAAAGCACAAUCAAAUGCGUGACGUUAGCAAUAUACUACCACAUCAAAAACAGGGACUCGAACAGGUCACUGGACAUUUUUGAUGAGAAGUUGCACCCCUUAUCAAAAGAGCCAUUGCCAGAUGACUACUCCCGUGUGGACCCAGAACACAAAGUGAUCUACCGCUUCGUCAGAACGCUCUUCAGCGCUGCACAGCUCACUGCAGAAUGUGCCAUUGUUACUCUAGUGUACUUGGAGCGCCUGCUGACCUACGCUGAGCUGGAUAUCUGCCCCUGUAACUGGAAGCGCAUCGUCCUGGGAGCCAUCUUGCUGGCCUCCAAAGUCUGGGAUGACCAGGCUGUGUGGAACGUGGACUACUGCCAGAUCCUCAAGGAAAUCACCGUGGAGGACAUGAAUGAGAUGGAGCGCCAAUUCCUGGAACUUCUCCAGUUUAAUAUCAACGUGCCAGCCAGUGUCUAUGCCAAGUACUACUUUGAUCUGCGGCAGCUGGCUGAUGACAACAACCUCAGCUUCCCUCUGGAGCCUCUCGACAACCAACGCGCCAAGAAACUAGAGGCCAUUUCAAGACUUUGUGAAGACAAGUAUAAGGACCUGUGUAAAGCAUCGAUGAGGCGAUCCUGCAGCGCAGACAACCUGAUCGGUGUGCGACACACCAACGCUGUGCUGUCGUAGGCCGACUGCUGCCCUCAUCUCAAACCCAGAGACCCCCCAGCCAGCCCGGACAAACCUCCCAGGCUCCACUUAUCCUCAUCCCCAUCAGGCAAGAGGCAGACAUGUUUCUGUACGAUCUGCCCAAACAAUUAUCUGCUUUACUUCUUGAGAGCUGCAUGACUGCAACAUUAACCUUGAAAUUGGUGUUACCUUAAAACUAUUUUUUUCACAGUCCCUUAUUUAUUUCAUACUUGUCCCUUAUUUCUCAGAGAAAGUGUUAUGUAGGACUGCUCUACUGCAGUUAUCUCUGAGGACUAGUCUUUGUUUUGUCAUAAAAGUGUAACUUUUUUUCCCCCCCAAAUAAUAUUUGAUUUAUUCCAUUCAUCCUGGCAUUAGUCUGUUAGUCACUGGAACUCCAUGAGAAGGCAAAAAACAACAAUUCUCACAAUUUGAUAUUGUCACAAACAUGAUUUGAGUCCAACAAGGUCUCUCAAACAAUACACAAACAGGAGGAAACAGUGCAUUUGUUGGACUAAUUUGAUUGGUGGAUUAAUACAAAAAAUUGCAGCAUUAGGAUGGUGUAUUGACUCAAGAUAAACAGUGUACGAUACACAACAACUAAAGUGUGUGUUCAUAGUAAUGAAGGAACAUUUGACCCAGUGUAUCAUCCAGGUGUGUUCAUAGUAAUGAAGGAACAUUUGACCCAGUGUAUCAUCCAGAUGUGUUCAUAGUAAUGAAGGAACAUUUGACCCAGUGUAUCAUCCAGAUGUGUUCAUAGUUUUUGUCAGAGAUGCAGGUUAUCAGCUGGUCUUUUUUUGUCAAACACACAAUGUCGUAAGUGAAUUCAAGUGAUUAAGGAAUCAUGAGGUCACUCGCAAACCUUUGUUGCUUGUUGUCUUUUGAUAUUUUAUCAGGUCAAAUGCAAAAACUGUUCCUUGUAAAUGACAGGUAAUACCAAAAGUUAUUUUUGAGAGUGUAACAAAAGACUUGUUUACUGUUAAUAACAGUUGAUACUAUUUCAGUAUAUUAUCUACACAUAUACAUUUGGAUGGAGCACAAAGCAUGUCAAAGUAUUAAACUAUAAAUAUUCCACCGGAUUGGGCUGAAGUACGCUGACCUUCAGUCAGCUGUUGUCUGUUUGUAGUGUGUUUUGGAUUUUGGAGUGCCAAUCUGGGGUCAGUUACACUUUCCAGAUCAGUAUUGCUACCGUUUGGCUCGAUUCAGCAGUUAGGUUGAAAUAAUGACUAAAUCUAGAUUGGGUCCAGUCUGUCCACCUUUAGUAUUGUGCCCCGUCAAACCGUGCCAUCCUGACCCCUCCUCAAAGAGCCCGUAGACAGAUUACCAACAUUGUUUUUUCCCAGGCCCGGAUCAGAGCUUUCAAACAAACUACAUAGAUGUUGAGAGGGGGAACACUCAUGGAUACUCUCCUCCUUUUUGCUUACUAUGUAGGCUAUCUAGCUGUGAAACGUGUCUUGUUUUUAAUUGAAAAAAACAUUUGCAGAUGGAGUAUUUUAAAUAAACACUAAUCAUAUAACAAAGAAAUGAA